GCACUUAAUGAAAAAUUAAGAAACUACAUUACAAGCUAUGAAUUUUGGGCUAAUAUUAAAUGUCUUCAUAAAGUUCUUGAACCUGUUAAAACUGCUGUUAAAACUGUUGAAUCAUUAAAGAAGACUAAUGAUUUAUCUGAAGUUAAUUCUAAUAUAUUAAAUAUUAAAAAUAGUGUUAAUUUAGAAUAUGCUUUGAUUAAUACAGAUCAACCUAUAAUUCUAGAUGAAGCUAUUAAUCAUAGUGAAAAAGAUUUUGAUAUUGAUGCACUUACUAAUCAAGGAAUGCAGAUGCGAAAUAU
This is a messenger RNA of Racocetra fulgida, 299 nucleotides long. Lineage: Eukaryota; Fungi; Glomeromycota; Glomeromycetes; Diversisporales; Gigasporaceae. The record is from the annotation of a GenBank genome assembly.